UCGCGUUGUCGCGGCGUCGGAGGCCAUUUGCUGACUGUCGACAGCUGUCGCCUCGCGAGCUUCGGCGUUGCCUUUUGUUUAAACGUCAACAGCCGCCGCUGCCGCCGCUGCUGUUGCUGUGGUGGUGGUGAGAAGCCUCUCGUCUUGUUUCGUGGGCGUUACGAAGUCUGUUAAGGCUACACGGGGGAUCUUUGUCUGUGUGUGUAGCCAUGUCGAGCAUUAAGCUGCAGAGCUCCGAUGGAGAGAUCUUUGAGGUGGACGUGGAGAUCGCAAAGCAAUCGGUGACCAUCAAGACCAUGCUGGAGGAUCUGGGUAUGGACGAGGAGGGUGAUGAGGACCCGGUCCCUCUGCCCAACGUCAACGCUGCCAUCCUCAAGAAGGUGAUCCAGUGGUGCACUCACCACAAGGAUGACCCGCCUCCACCGGAGGACGACGAGAACAAAGAGAAACGCACCGACGACAUCCCCGUGUGGGAUCAGGAGUUUCUCAAGGUGGACCAGGGUACGCUGUUCGAACUGAUCCUGGCUGCUAACUACCUGGACAUCAAGGGUCUUCUGGACGUCACCUGCAAGACUGUGGCCAACAUGAUCAAGGGCAAGACCCCAGAGGAGAUCCGCAAGACGUUCAACAUCAAGAACGACUUCACGGAGGAGGAGGAACAGCAGGUUCGCAAGGAGAACCAGUGGUGUGAGGAGAAGUGAGGGCACAGAUCUCAGCUGCAUGCACUCACCACUCGCACUCACCACUCGCACUCACCACUCGCACUCAACACUCGCACUCACCCUCACCACUCAACCCUCACCACCACAUUCUCUUUCCCUAUCGUGCUGGCUUAUAAGGGGGAGGUGGAAUCCCUCCCUCACCACCCCUCCCCUCACCACCUCCCUCCCCUCACCACCCACCCCUCGCUGUUCGUAUUUAACCCAGGCGACGACCUCCCAAAUGCUCCUCACCCCGUGCUCACUUCACCCUCACCCCUCGCUCACCCUUCCCCCCUCUCUCCUUACCCUUCACCCCUCACCUCGCUCACCUCUCUCGCUUCUCGCUCACCUCACCCGGCUCACCCCAUUGUCUAUUGAAACCCGAGAUGCCCUCCCACCUCCUCACCAGCUCUCUCCCUCACCAGGUCUCUCCCUCACCCCUCUCACCUAUCCCUCGCCACCUCGCCUCUCUACUGUCACCUCUCCUCUCUCACCCUCACCACUCCCUCACCUCUGUCACCCUGUGACGAUGCUGUGCGGUGACUUGUGACUAUACGAGUUCAACACCCGCUUACACCCCCAAGCUAGACCACGUGAUCUCACCACACACUCACCCCUCGCCACGCACUCACCACACCAUCACUACUCACCACACCAUCACUACUCGCCACACACCACACACACCACACUCGCCACACGCUGAGACAGGUCCGGCAGAAAUCGUCUCUUGCAUCACAGCAGCGAGUCCCGCCAGCUGUAACCGGGGGAUAGCCGCUCGCGUAGUCUCGAGGCUGCAUUUACCGUAGAAGGAGUUUGCGACAGUUCAUUGUGUGGUGGUGGUGGUAGAGAUGGUGGAGAUGGUGAUGGUGGAGAUGGUGGUGGUAGAGAUGGAGAUGGUGGUGGUAGAGAUGGUGGUGGUGGAGAUGGUGGUGGUGGAGGUGGUGGAGAUGGUGAUGGUGGAGAUGGUGGUGGUGGAGGUGGUGGAGAUGGUGAUGGUGGAGAUGGUGGUGGUAGAGAUGGAGAUGGUGGUGGUGGAGAUGGUGAUAGUGGUGGUGUGACUUUGGUGACAGUGGUGGUUUAGGUCCCAUCGGGGUUGUUUUGUCUCGGCCGUUUUAGUUUUUUUUCGUGUUGAGUUUGCAGUGUUGGAUCUUGUGGCUUUUGGCAUUCGGGAGGAGAUGUGGGAGGUGGUUGUUGGCUGGUUGGUGGCUUUUGUGACGCGGACUUUUGGGCCACAGUUCCACGGUGGAGGCGAAACGAAACAAGUAGAUGGGGAGAGAGGGGGAGGGGGAAAGAGGGGGGAGAGAGGGGGAGAGAAAAAGCGAACAAACGCCACUUACACUCUAGAACAGGGGGGAGGGGGGAGUUUAAACAAACUCCACUUUUUAAGAGAGAAGAGCGAGGCUGUCUGUACACACAGCCCCUGGAAACUACCCCCCCCCCCCCUCCACGUGGUAGCGUGAUCCCCACACAGACCGCCAGCCCCCCCACCCUUCGCUAAAAGUGUUUAACCUCGUUAGGCUGCUCAGUGUAAUUAUUAUCGUCGUCAUUGUCGUCGUUCUUCUCUGUUCAUUAAAGAUUCCUUUUUGGAAAGACUCAAA
Messenger RNA from Petromyzon marinus (sea lamprey), 2299 nucleotides. RefSeq names its product S-phase kinase associated protein 1 (gene SKP1). Gene Ontology annotation, biological process: ubiquitin-dependent protein catabolic process. Lineage: Eukaryota; Metazoa; Chordata; Hyperoartia; Petromyzontiformes; Petromyzontidae. The record is from RefSeq and is a predicted model, not a curated record.